Molecule: messenger RNA, 4925 nt
Organism: Talpa occidentalis (Iberian mole)
Lineage: Eukaryota; Metazoa; Chordata; Mammalia; Eulipotyphla; Talpidae
Gene: TPCN2
Product: two pore segment channel 2
Exons: 25
Coding region: 1-2265 (754 amino acids)
Biological process (GO): transmembrane transport; monoatomic ion transport
Cellular component (GO): lysosomal membrane
Molecular function (GO): voltage-gated channel activity; monoatomic ion channel activity
Source: RefSeq, a predicted model, not a curated record
AUGGCGGAGCCCGCGGCGGGGCCGGCGGCCGAGUCGGCGCCGCUCCUGGGCCGCGCGCGCGGCGCCGGGGCCCGCGGCUCCUGGGAGGGCCCCCCCGGCCUCCGCGGCGGCCACGCCGGCCCCGGUGCUGCAGCCAGGCGGGCCCUGUACUUGGAGCAGGCUGUGGUCUUCAUCGAAGAUGCCAUCCAGUACCGCUCCAUCCAUCACCGCAUGGACGCCCGGUCGCUGUGGCUGUACCGCUGGUACUACUCCAGCGCCUGCCAGUGGAUCUUGAGCUUCACCAUCUUCUUGAUCCUGUCCCUGGCGUUCGUCGAGAUCCCUUCCUCGUUCACCAGCACCUCGGACGUCCGCUACCGCUCGGCCCCCUGGAGCCCGCCCUGCGGCCUGACGGAGGGCGUGGAGGGGCUCUGCCUGCUGAUCUUCGUGGUCGACGUCUCUGUGAAGAGCUACCUGGUCGGGUGGGACCAGUUCCGGCAGAACCCCUGGCUGCUGGCCUACCUGCUGGUGCUGGCCGUGUCUCUGCUUGAUUGGGCCGUGUCGCUGAGUCUCCUGUGUCAGGAGCCGCUGCGGCUCCGCCGGCCCCUGCGGCCCUUCUUCCUGAUGCAGAACUCCUCCAUGAUGAAGAAGACGCUCAAGUGUAUCCGCUGGUCGCUGCCGGAGAUGGCAAGCGUCCUGCUGCUGCUGGCGCUCCACCUGAGCCUCUUCACCAUGUUCGGGAUGCUGCUCUUCACCGGCAAGAAGCAGGACACCGGGCAGGACAGGGAGAGGCUGGCCUACUUCCGCAGCCUGCCGGACGCCCUGACGUCCCUCCUGGUGCUGCUGACCACGGCCAACAACCCUGACGUGAUGAUCCCGGCGUACUCCUGGAACCGCGCCUACGCGGUCUUCUUCAUCGUCUUCACCCUGGUUGGAAGCUUGUUUCUGAUGAACCUGCUGACGGCCAUCAUCUACAACCAGUUCCGGGGCUACCUGCUGAAAUCCCUGCAGACCUCUCUGAUCCGGAGGCGGCUGGGGACCCGGGCGGCCUUCCAGGUCCUGUCUGCGGCUGCUGAGGGAGUGGCCCCCGCCCAGGGAGUUGGGGUUAAGCCCCAGGAGUUCCUGCAGGUGCUUCAGAAAGUCCAGCUGGACAGCACCCGCAAACAGUCCAUCAUGGAGAAGGUUCGUUGCUGUGGUGAUGACCUGCUGUCCGCUGAGAAGUUUCAGGCUCUCUUUGACGAGUUUGACAAGAGGGUGAUUAAAGAGCACCCCCCGAGGCCCGAGUACCGGUCCCCAUUCCUGCGGACCGCCCAGUUCCUUUUCGGCCACCCCUACUUUGACUACCUGGGGAACCUCGUCGCCCUUGGCAACCUGGUGUCCAUUUGUGGCUUCCUGGUGAGGGACACGAUGGUGCCGCCUGCUGACCGCGACGACUUCGUCCUGGGGGUGCUCAGCUGCGGCUUCGUCCUGUAUUACCUGCUGGAGGCGCUGCUCAAGCUGCUCGCCCUGGGCCCGGGGGGCUACCUGUCCUACCCCAGCAACCUGUUCGACGGCCUCCUCGCCCUCAUCCUGCUGGUCCUGGAGGUCUCCACUCUGGCUGUGUACCGCUUCCCGCACCCCGGCUGGAAGCCGGGGGUGCAGGGCCUGCUGUCGCUGUGGGACGUGACCCGGCUGGCGAACAUGCUCGUCGUGUUCCGGUUCCUGCGCGUCAUCCCCAGCGUGAAGCUGAUGACCGUGGUGGCCAGCACCAUCCUGGACCUGAUCAGGAACAUGCGGGCGUUCGGUGGCGUCCUGGUGGUGGUGUACUACGUCUUCGCCAUCGUCGGUGUCGCCCUGUUCCGAGGCGCCAUUGUGGCUCCUGGCAACAGCAGCCUGGUCCCCAACGGCUCCGCGCCCUGCGGCAGCUACGAGCAGCUGGAGUACUGGUCCAACAACUUCGACGACUUCGCGGCCGCCCUGGUCACCCUGUGGAACGUGAUGGUGGUGAACAACUGGCAGGUCUUCCUGGACGCCUACCGGCGCUACUCGGGCCCGUGGUCGAAGCUCUACUUCGUGUCCUGGUGGCUGGUGUCGUCUGUUGUCUGGGUGAACCUGUUUCUGGCUCUCAUUCUGGAGAACUUCCUUCAUAAGUGGGACCGCCGUGGCCAGCUGCAGUCCGCCUCGGAGGACCCGGAGGCCACCUACGAGAUGACGGUGGAGCGGCUGUUCCGGGAUGUCCUGGAGGAGCCCACGGAGGAGGAGCUGCUGGAGAAGCUGAGCCGCCACCCGCACCUGGGGCUGUGCAGGUGACGGCGCCGGGCAGACCUGGUCGUGGGGGCCGGCGCUGUGGCCGCAGGACACUUUCCACCGAGCAGAACCACUUCGCCCGCCCGAGUCUGGGGACUGAGACCGGGACCUUGGCUGCGGAGCUGGACCCGCCAGCGGCCCACCCGUGCCGCCUGGCCUGGGUGCCCCGUCCUCAGUACUGCUUCAGUGGACUCUGCGCGCAGGGCAGGGCCUUCAGGACAGUCCAGAAAGCAGCGGCAUCCCUUGUGCCUUGCAGCGCCCAGUGCCUUCGCUGCUGGCGGCCUUCAGGGACCAGCGGCCACAGGGGGCCGCACGGGUCGGCCAACAGCUGGGGCUUCCCGCUGGGGGUCCCCAUGGCCUCACAUGGAGGCAGGCCCGUCCGUGUUUGUCUUGUGGCUUGUGCGAGUGGCUCACGGGGUGGGGGCCGGUCCUCCACGUAAGGCAAGGCAGUGGGGUCCUCGUCCUCCCGACUGCCUGUCCUCCGGGCCGGCCGCGGUCAUCUGGGUCGUGCGCUGCUCCGAGGCCCUGGCCGGGGUGCCGGUGUGGUGCUGGUGUGGUGCUGUCCAUCACGCGGGGCCGCCUUUCCUGACUUGCGUCAGGCUGGGGCGGGGCCCAGAGGGCAGCACCACAUGAGCCACCGUCUCUCUCAUUGACAGGCUUUCCCCAUCAGGUGCUGACUGGAAUGAACUAGCGCAGCCCCUGGAGUGUCGAGGAGGGUUAGGGUCUCCUGGGGUGCUGUGCUGACCGGCGACAGCGGCCGCGGGUGCUGAGGGUGGCCUGGGCACGGGGCUGGGUCCGCCGGAGGAAGUGAGUGUCCUUCCAGGGCCCCCCCACCUCGGCGUCCAGGGAAGUGUGGCUGACGUGUCCCGUGCACGUUUAUCUGAAGUCCUGGCAGGGACCUGACGUUCCUUAGACUUGGGGGGCUGUGAGGACACUCCACAGGCACAGACACUCCCUGUGCCCCCACAGGCUUCCCUCUGGAGGGCUGGUUUCAGGCGGGGCACCUGCUGGAGCCGUGUCUGGAAGUUACCUUGGCCGCUGUCCACACCGGCUGGGUUUCCACCCCCCGGGGGUGAGCGCCAUCUAGCGGGGCGUGGCUGCCGAGCCCCGUUUUUAUUACAGGUUAGACCCCGGGUAGCCCGUGGCUCUCCCCGGGUCUGAGGCCUGCGUCCUCUGCGUGUGGUCUGCCGGCUGGUCCGCCCUCAGUGAGCCCGGUUCCGUGGCUACUCCCAGGCCGACGUCUGUGCUGGCCUCCGGCCCGGUGGGCAUCUCGGCGGCCACGCUGAGGCUCCACCUGCCUGCCCUUCCUGCUCGUGGGCGGGGCAGCCCCGGGGUCGCGCUGUCCCCUGCGCUGGGCCCUUGCAGCCCCUGGCUGGGAGGAGCGUCUUCCUGUCUCCUCCGGCCGCCCCCCCCUCCCUCCGCUGGGAUGCCAGCUCCUCCGGUCUGGCUGUGACCAGAGGGCGGGGGCCUUACCACGAGGCGCCUGACUGGCCUCUGUCCCUGGACCUGGCGGUCCCGACACUCAGACCAGCUUCUGCAGACAGUGGCUCCCAGGCCAGGCUCAGCUCUCCCCUGGCGCGCUCCAGGCUCUGCGUCUUUGUAGCCUGUCCCGCGCCACUGCCCCGUCGCCCAGCUGCGGCGACUCAGCUGGGCUGCUCGGCCCUUCUGCCCUCUGGCCUGCUCCCCUCGCCUGGCCCCCACAGCCCCUGCCUGCCUGGCUCACAGUCCUCUCUGGCCAGCGGGCCCCUUUGUCUCACCUCGGUCCCCGCCAUCCGCCUACUGUCCCACGAGUGUCCCCAGCUCCCUGGCGCGAGGAGGUGAUGCUGGCUCGUGCUGGGUCUUCCCUGCCUGGCCCCAAGUGAACCAUUUGUCUGAGGACCCCCGUUCUGUCAUAGAAUCUAGGGUCUGAGCCGUUGCAGGGGCGGGGGUGCACCAAGGUGUAGGCAGAUGUCCAGUCCCGCCCCCAGAGCAAGCCCUGGCCACCUCGGGCUCGACUGAGCCCUCGUCUGGGCGCCUCCAGUCACCAGGAGCCUGAGUAGAAGACGUCUGGCCCGGGGACAGUGGGGCUUCCCUGCUCCUGGAAUAAAUGUGAUCCCACCCUUCUGGAAAAGAACUUGGUGUGACACCCCUUGCUGAGUGAUUCUGCAGGGUACCCUCUGGGGAGUGCCUGCUGGGUGUGCCUGGUGUCUGGGUGCUCAGAGCCCUGGUGGGAGGUGGGUGCAGCGUGACGCUGCAGAUGCCGCUGUACGGAGCGGCAGCCAUCUUUGGAAUAUUACACAGCAGUGAACACGACGCAAAGCAACCUGCCAAAGAAACCUGGGAACAGCAUUGAGUGACAAAGCGAGUCCCUGAGGACUCCCCACAGCGUGAUGCCAUUUACCUGAGAUUCAAAGGCAAAAUGAAACAGUGUUCUGUGUGGGCGUGCACGCAGGGCCGUGAGGUUGCUGAAAAAUAAACUCCAGGGGACUGUGAGCCUGGGUCCAGCGGGCGGGUCUGGGUGCGCGGGGACGGGACGAGACACCUCCCGGGGGUGUCAGAUGCGCUCGACGUCCUCUUGCGGGUGGGGCAGGGGUCGCCGUCCCCGCUGUCGACCUGCUCCAUGUCCGCAGAGGCUGCUCUUGUGCCUGGGUGUGCCGAGUAUGAGACGCGGUGAAGGAGGGUCC